AUGGCCGCGGACGCGCAGAGCCUGAUGUCCAUGUCCCUGAUGAAGAUCCAGAGCUGCAGGACGCAGCGCGGCGGCAUCACGCUGCACCGGAACCUGCUGCUGUCCUACGUGCUGCGCAACGCGCAGCAGCUCUACAUCAAGGAGCGCUACCAGGAGCUGUACCGGAGGCAGCAGUACGAGGAGGUGAUGACGGUCUGCAACGAGAUCCAGGACCUGGACCCGCUGGACGUGGACGCGGAGGACGCGCACGGAGAGGAGCAGGCGCGAGGCUGCGGCGAGGACACGAGUCCGCGCGAGGCGGCGCGCCCCCGAAACCCGACGCAGUCAGCGGCGCACGUCCGGGCAGCGAGCUCCCUCCUCGGCUGCUCCUCUGUCGAAGACUGCGGCAAAGAACCGGAGCCGGCGGACUUCCGCAGCUGCUGCAUGGAGGCUUCCCCCGGGGCGCACUCCGACCACUUCCCCGGGGACUACAUCCGGCACUGCAACAAGACCACGGUGCUGGACCUGGACACGCAUGUGGUGACCACCGUGGAGAACGGGUUCCUGCACCAGGACUGCUGCUGCGCACCGGCUCCACCGGCUCCACCGGCUCCGGCCCGGAAGAGGAAGGUGGAGUCCGGCUGCUGCGCCUCGGACCCGGAGGAGCUCUGCGACUUCACUGCGGCGCGGAAACGAGCCAAGCGCGAGAACUGCUGCUUCUCAGGCGCGGACUUCACGGACACGUCCAACAUCUCCAACCUCAUCUCCAUCUUCGGCUCGGGCUUCUCCGGGCUGCUCAGCCGCCAGGCGGAGCUGGAGCAGGUCUGUGGCCAGCAGGCCCUGGCCAGUCUGGGAGCGUGGACCCGGGCCAUAGAGGCGUUCUAAACCCAACUCUGAAGACUGACCCGAGACAGACAGAGAGACAGACAGAAAGUGAGGGAGAGACAGACAGACAGAAAGUGAACAACUUUUUCUGGAACUGGUUUUUACAACUUUCAGCAAAUGUUCUGUGGAGAAUUGUUGUUUGAAACGAGGUCACGUGAAUGAAUGAAUGUUCCAGGAUUUCUUCUCUUCUGUUCCUGCGUCAAACCAGAACUUUCCUGGAAGGUUGAUGGAAACAGGAACUUUUCACUUUCUUCAAAAUCCAACAUCUGAGUAAAUCCUCCAGUUUGAAAACAAAAAUUCGUUUAUUAAUAAAACUGAGGUGUAAAGAUGAAUCCAGUUCAAAUGUUCUUUAUUAGGAAUUUUCAACAUUGAAGCUGAAGUGUCGAUCGUAGUGAAGUUUAAAAUGUGUGUCUGGUUCAUCUUCUGAUCUGAAUCUCACCUGGAGUCUCCCUUUGGUUGGAAUCAUGGUGACAAGUGAUUGGUUGGUUUGCGAGUGGUGACAUCAUUCACCCUCUCCUCUGAUUGGUGGAAAUGUACAGCUGCGCCUGGUCUCCCUCAAAUGAGACAAAUAGAUCAACUUUAUUUUUGCAAGAAAAAUAUAAAAACUAUAAAAAAUGUUUAAUGUGGAGGAGAGUUUGUGCCAUAUUGUACCAGACUUCCUGUUUGUUGGACAGGAAGUGGAGUCUGAGACGACCAUUGCCUUAAACCUGAAUCUCGUGUCACAAGUGAACGAACAGAGAUCGUGACUGAAGUAAAACAUCUGACGAAUCAGACGCUGGGAGCACUUUGUGGUCACGUGACGUUCACUUCCUGAACACCUGAGGUCCGGGAUGGACGCCGCCGGCUCGUCUCCGUGAACCAACACUUUGACUUCCUGUGAAUCGUUUCAUGACACAAACACGUUUUGGUUUCAUAUAAAAAACAAGUUGGAUCUUCGUCCUUUUGUUUUAAAAAGGAAAAGAUGCAGUCGUGUGACUCCCUCAGCUUUAUGAGUGUGGACCGGACUCAGACAACUCUCCUCCUCCUCCUCCUCUUCUUCUAUUUUUUUAUGGUAUUUUGUGUGUUUGAUAAAUUGUAGCUCUUCGGGUAAAACUGUUGCAGAAAAUAUUUGUAAAAAUGUAUAAUCUUAAUAAAAAAUGAAAACUUAA
Molecule: messenger RNA, 2012 nt
Organism: Pleuronectes platessa (European plaice)
Lineage: Eukaryota; Metazoa; Chordata; Actinopteri; Pleuronectiformes; Pleuronectidae
Gene: ier5l
Product: immediate early response 5-like
Exons: 1
Coding region: 1-864 (287 amino acids)
Source: RefSeq, a predicted model, not a curated record